UAAAAAUACCAUUGUUUAUCAUGUUUGUCUGUCAAACAUUUAAUUUUAACUCAAAAUAAACUUUGCUGCUCGCACCAUCGAAAACGACCGAAAAUACAAGCAAAACAAUAUUGCAUUCCUAGAUUCGCUUGCAAAGCAUUAAAUUUGAUCUCAACCAUCUAAGGAAUGUAUUAUGGCUGGCUUUGUAGCUGUUCAUACGGGGGCCGGAAAUUGUGUAAAUGAAACCAAAUAUAAAAAAAUUUGCAAGGAAUCAUGUGAGGUUGCAAUAUCUGUACUAAAAUCAGGCGAAACAGCACUGGGUGCGUGUGAAGCAGCAAUAGUAGCAUUAGAAAAUUGUGGAUAUACUAAUGCAGGCUACGGUUCAAAUCUAACAUGGGACGGACGAAUUGAAUGCGAAGCAUCAAUAAUGGAUGGGACAACACGACAUUUUGGCGCAUGUACGAAUCUCUCGAAAGUCAAAAAUCCAAUUCGAUUGGCACGAAUAUUGUGUGAACGGCAAUCGAAAUUACUCUCAAUGGAUCGAAUACCGCCGAUGAUUUUAAGUGGCGAAGGCGCUGUUAACUAUGCCAAAGACGUAAAUUUACCAAUUGUAAAUGAAGAGGAUAUGGUUUCGAACAAAGCACGCAAAACAUAUGAGCAUUACCAGCGAAAUAUCGAACAAUAUGAAAAUACGUUUAACGUUAAAGUAACGCCAUUAGAUACGGUGGGCGCUGUUGUUGUUGAUGCAUUUGGCAAUUGUGCGGCUGGUUGCAGUUCGGGUGGAUUGAUUUUAAAACUAUCGGGCCGUAUUGGUCAAGCCGCAUGUUACGGUGCUGGAUGUUGGGCAUCGAAAGACAAAAACAAAUCGUAUGCCACAUGCACCACCGGUAAUGGCGAAUAUCUGAUGCGAACAUUGCUAGCCCGUGAAAUUGUAUCGAAUUUGAAAAAUGACCAAUUCUCAAUUCAAUCAUUGUACAAUACAUUCAAGAAUGACUUCCUUGAGUCACCAUUUUUAAAACAUUUGGAUGAAAUUUAUGGUGGUGCCUUAACACUUGUGUAUGACUCCGAUUCGGGCGAUGGUGAACUUUUAUGGAGCCACACAACACAGUCAUUUUGCAUUGGACACAUGAGUACAAAACAAAAAUCGCCACGUUUUGUGUUUUCAACGCUACCAGACAACAAAAAACAAGGCAAAUCGAUCGCAGUUCAAAGUCAACCAUUCAAAGUGCCAAUAUAAUGUAUACAUUUGUUUAUUAUUUAUUAUUUGAUCAAUGUUUUGACUAUCAAUUACAUAUUUAUAUAUUAAAACAUUAAAAAAUGACAAUUAAAUGCCCCAUAAUAAUC
Molecule: messenger RNA, 1323 nt
Organism: Contarinia nasturtii (swede midge)
Lineage: Eukaryota; Metazoa; Arthropoda; Insecta; Diptera; Cecidomyiidae
Gene: Tasp1
Product: threonine aspartase 1
Exons: 3
Coding region: 173-1216 (347 amino acids)
Biological process (GO): protein maturation
Molecular function (GO): threonine-type endopeptidase activity
Source: RefSeq, a predicted model, not a curated record